AUGCAGAAUGGACUUCCCCCACUGGAGAUUCGCACCAAUCAUGCUGUUGCAAAACCGUCACGAUGGGAGCGGUUUCGCAGUCAGUUUCACAUGAGGCCCCCAGAGGACGAUGAGCCUCAGUCGUGGUGGAUUGCCUCAACUGCUAUUCCACUGGUGGCUGCGACCGCUGGACCGCUGGCUAAUGUCAUGUCUAUUGUGGCGCUCGUUAUGCCGUGGAGGAGCAAGAUCAUUUCUCGAGACGUGGGACCAGCUGGGAACUGGGUUCAAGAGGGCUAUGGUGACCCUCAUUGGGUGACUGCGCUGAACGCGGUAUCGCUUUUCUGCGGUGUGGUCGGCAAUAUUUUCUUGCUUUUGAAUUUUACUCAGACCAUUCGAUAUAUAAUAGCUCUGCCCGUGACUAUUGUUUUGUGGUUUAUUGCUACGGGGAUAUUGAGCGGCCUGACCGCAUCCCUUUCCAUUUACAGCCCACCUAUCCCGCCGAGCGAUGUCUACUCCCAGGCAUAUUGGAGCGCGGUUAUUGCAGCCAUUCUCUACUACAUAUUGGGAUUUCUUCUGAUGAUCAACAUGCUUGGCUGCUUCCUGGGGAAGUACCCACAGCACUUUCUUCUCACGGAUGAUCAGCGUACUCUCAUUUUGCAAAUGACUGGAUUUGUUGUUUGGCUUCUCAUUGGCGCCGCAAUAUUUCAAAGCUUGUUGGAUAUAUCAUUCGCCGACGCGCUUUAUUUUUCUGACGUCACAGUCUUGACUCUAGGGUUCGGCGAUAUCACUGCCCACACUGCGGUUGGAAGAGGUCUGAUCUGGCCCUAUGCUGUGAUCGGCAUUAUCAUGCUUGGUCUGGUGGUUGGCAGUAUCCACCAGUUCGCCCGCGAAGUUCACUACGACAAUGUUGUGCGCAAGCAUAUCGAGAACAAACGACAGUCCACAUUUGACAGAUCCAUCACGUUCGAACAGCUGCGAAGUGGUCGCGAACUUCCAGGAAAGGGUAUUGCCACUCCAAAGCUUACCCGGGAACGGUCCAACAUCUCACAACACCGGCAUCACAAACACCAACCCAUCCGCAGAACCCUCACUGCGUUGGCGUCUGGUCACCGGCCCAAACUACUCAUUAUGAGAGAGGAGAAAGAUCGGUUUGACGCGAUGCGUGCGAUCCAGUACGAAACUCUGCGGUUUCGUCGCUGGAACAACCUGUUCAUCAGUAUCAUCGUAUUCGGAAUUGUGUGGUCAUGCGGUGCCGUCGUUUUCUGGCAGCUGGAGGAUAUGACUUAUUUCGAAAGCUUGUACUUCUGCUUCUGCUCGCUGAUUACUAUCGGUUACGGUGACUUUACACCGCAGUCAAACGCAGGCCGACCUUUCUUCGUCGUGUGGUCUCUCAUCGCGAUCCCGACUAUGACCAUACUCAUCUCGCAAAUGAGCGACACUAUUGUUGCGGGCUACAAGCAUUCCAGUGAGAAAUUCAGCGAUUUCUUUGUAAUGCCCCGCCAAGCGGCAUACAAGGGCGUUCUUUCCCAUUUCCCCGCCCUCCAGCGGCGGGUACAAGAGUACCAGGAAAAAAAGCGGCUGAGGCGCGGAUUUCAGGUCGGCAUGGAAGUAGAUGAGGCAGCUCCGACAGAGGAGAGACCGUCUUCGGCCUCGAAUACUAAGAAGAUGGAGCCAAUUGUGCCGCUACGUAACCGCUCGUCUGAUGGGCACCCACUUCGAACCAUCGAAGAGCUUGCCCGCGAGUCCAACCCCUCUCCUUUUGAACUCGCGCAGCAACUUGCCUUUGCUAUCCGCCGCACCACAAACGACGCACGAGAAGGCAAGCACAAGCGGUACACCUACGAGGAGUGGGUGGAAUACACCCGUCUUAUCCAGUUCACCGAUCCAUAUUCGCGGCCCGGUUCGUCCGCGGAUCGUGCUGCGCUUCCGGACGGCAAUAGCAUUAGCGUCGAUGAGGCUGUAUUCGGCACCUUGAACUGGGACUGGAUCGGUGCGGAUAGCCCCAUGCUGGCGCACCAAUCGGAACCUGAUUGGAUUCUGGACCGAUUGUGCGAGAGCUUGAUCCGUUAUAUGUCGUCGCAAGAGCUGGCGCGGGCUGCAUCACGUGGUCAAAAUGAUGAUGCGGCAGAGGAGCCUACAUUAAAGAAGGAGAGAGAUUUAGGCAUCGAGGAGACGUGA
Molecule: messenger RNA, 2157 nt
Organism: Penicillium canariense
Lineage: Eukaryota; Fungi; Ascomycota; Eurotiomycetes; Eurotiales; Aspergillaceae
Exons: 3
Coding region: 1-2157 (718 amino acids)
Biological process (GO): stabilization of membrane potential; potassium ion transmembrane transport
Cellular component (GO): membrane
Molecular function (GO): potassium ion leak channel activity
Source: RefSeq, a predicted model, not a curated record